AUGCUCCUCGCCGAGGCCAUCUUCUCAAUGCGCCUCGCGCCGACGGAAUUCCAGGAAAAUCCAUAUGCCGACAACGACAUGAAUAGAAAAACAACUGCUGCUGCGCACGCGAAGUUACAGUAUGUUGCUAACCUUGUAUCAAAGUUAGCUGCAGCCUACGGACUGCGACUCGAAAUGGAAGCUGGAGUGAGACAAAGGGGCCGUGAUGAGAUCCUUUCUGUUCAACUUAGCCGUCCAUGA
Molecule: messenger RNA, 240 nt
Organism: Necator americanus (New World hookworm)
Lineage: Eukaryota; Metazoa; Nematoda; Chromadorea; Rhabditida; Ancylostomatidae
Exons: 2
Coding region: 1-240 (79 amino acids)
Source: RefSeq, a predicted model, not a curated record